UCUUUUCCGGGGGGCUAGAGGUUGUGCAAAGCCUUUUCGAUUUAGCCCUGCAGAUUCCGCGAAAUUGCUCCGCCGUUGUCGGUGCUGUUAAAUCCGGCAACUCCUCGUCCGUCAAGCGGCUAUUUAGCCCUGGGACACGGGCAGAUGUUUCUUGUCGCCUCCUCUUCGUCGUCUUCCACGCCGUGCGACCGAGCGGGGAAGGAGCGGAAAAAACCUCGGCUUCGGCGAGCUCGCGUACGUGUUGCCGCCUCGUUUGCCUGUGCCGUCCGAGGUUGUAGCCUGCCUGCUCUGCUCCUCGGGAGAUCUCUUUCUUUUCUCUGCCCGAAAAGACACCGCUUGUUUGCUUAUUUAACAGCCGCCACCGCCACCCCGUCGUCUUCUUCUGGGCGCACACCAGAGGCUGGGAACCUUAAAGCGGAACAGGGUUCAUGGAGGGUGGAGGCGCAAGAAAUGUUUCUGCAGCGGCAGCACAGACAAAGGAAAGUGCGGAUGAUGGCUCCUGCAAGCCACUGCCUCCUUGCUGUGUCAAGGCGCAGGCUGCUGUGGCGGAAUCUGAGGCCAAGUGCCACGCUACUGUGGUGUCUGGGUGGUUCACAGGAACCCGGUCACGCUCUGGCAAACCAAGCAAAGCGCAGUACUUCAACAAUCCAAUGUGGCCUGGGGAGGCUCAUUCGUUGAAAGUAGAGAAGAUUUUGUACCAGGGGAAAUCGCCAUACCAAGAAGUUUUAGUAUUUGAGUCUUCAACCUAUGGGAAUGUCCUUGUGCUUGAUGGAAUUGUUCAGCUCACUGACAAGGAUGAAUGUGCAUACCAGGAAAUGGUUACUCACCUUGCACUGUGCUCAAUUCCAUCUCCUAAAAAUGUUUUGGUUGUCGGAGGUGGUGAUGGUGGUGUACUACGAGAAAUAGCCAAGCAUGAUUCAGUGGAGAGUAUAGACAUAUGUGAGAUUGAUCAGCUAGUUAUUGAUGUUUGUAAAGAUUUUUUCCCACGUCUAUAUGUUGGAUAUAAAGACCCUCGUGUCAAACUUCAUGUUGGUGAUGCUGUGGAGUUCUUGAGAAACUCUCCAGAAGGAAAAUAUGAUGCCAUUAUUGUUGAUUCAUCAGAUCCAAUUGGGCCAGCUCAGGAACUUGUGGAGAAGCCCUUUUUUCAGACAAUUGCUAGGGCUUUAAAGCCUGGCGGUGUUCUUUCUAAUCUAGCUGAAAGUAUGUGGCUGCACACACAUCUAAUCCAGGAUAUGCUUUCUAUCUGUCGAGAGGUAUUCAAGGGUGGCGUGCGCUAUGCCUGGGCAAGUGUUCCAACAUAUCCUAGUGGUGUCAUUGGAUUUUUGCUAUGUGCGAAGGAAGGUCCACCGGUGGACUUCUUAACUCCUGUGAAUCCAAUCGAGAAAAUUGAAGGAGCUACUAAAGAUGGACGAGAGAUGAGAUUUUACAAUUCAGAGAUUCAUAAGGCUGCUUUUAUUCUGCCAACGUUUGUAAAGAGGGAGCUGGAGGCAUAUAACUCUUCCACUGAAAAGGAGAGACCGGAGAAGCCAACCGCAAAACCAGUGAAGAUGAAGGUAAUGCGGGACAGCGCUAUUACCGCUUCCUAGACCGCGGGCGGACACCUGUGUGCUAUCCAUCUUCCCCGAUGAGACCCGCCGCACCUGUAUAUCCACGUUCCACGCCUGUCCUUUGCUACCAAAUUUUAUUCAAUAGUUACAUGAUUGUGUGGUGCUCUAGCAUAGUUGCGUGACACAACUGAGGGUGUAAUAUCACUAAAUGUGUAUGGUGUGUUGCAGUUGGUGAAUAAAGGAGCAAACAGAAGGGGAUGUGUGAUGUGUUUCCCUUAUCUGUAACAUGUA
This is a messenger RNA of Triticum urartu, 1838 nucleotides long. Its product is annotated as spermine synthase. Gene Ontology annotation, biological process: spermidine biosynthetic process. NCBI's taxonomy places the organism in Eukaryota, Viridiplantae, Streptophyta, Magnoliopsida, Poales, Poaceae. The record is from RefSeq and is a predicted model, not a curated record. Gene Ontology annotation, molecular function: spermidine synthase activity. Gene Ontology annotation, cellular component: cytosol.